Exophiala viscosa is the source of this 1175-nucleotide messenger RNA. RefSeq names its product triacylglycerol lipase. Gene Ontology annotation, biological process: lipid catabolic process. NCBI's taxonomy places the organism in Eukaryota, Fungi, Ascomycota, Eurotiomycetes, Chaetothyriales, Herpotrichiellaceae. Bases 224 to 1117 code for a protein of 297 amino acids. The transcript has 4 exons. The record is from RefSeq and is a predicted model, not a curated record.
CACAGCAAGGGUGACCUUGAUGCAUUCCACGACCAGCAUCCUCACCAUCAGAAAGAGACGAGCAGAAGCGUGGAAACUUCAAGUACUUCAUCAGCCGCCUGUUCGUUUCGUCUCAUGAGCAUGUUCAGUCACUCUCUGCUUGUUGAAAUUCAUCUUUCGUCAAUUGUUUCGCCUUGCCCAUUGCUUGCUGCUUCUAUCCUUUCCAGGAUUUCCUCGGUGCAGGAUGACUCGCCCGCAAAGUGUUCUUGCAUAUGCUUUCUUCAUUUUCAGCUUGGCUUCUGCCCUACCGUUAACGCCUGUCAAAAGAGCGAUUUCUGAAGAUCUACUCGACCAAUUCUCACUGUUUGAACAAUAUUCAGGCGCAGCAUAUUGUCCGGGAAACAAUGACGCGACCACAAGUGCCGCGAUUACUUGCAGUACAGGCAAUUGUCCGCUGGUACAGGCUGCUGGUGCUCAAUCCAUCAUUGAAUUUGAAAAUAUUGGGGCCGGGGACGCGCAGGGCUUUGUCGCUCUGGACCACACGAACCAACUAAUUGUCAUCUCAUUCCGAGGCAGCGUCACGAUUGAUAACUGGAUCGCGAAUCUGGAUGCUGUCAUGACCCCAUGGUCCAUUUGCACUGGCUGCGAUGCCCAUGCAGGCUUCCUCGACUCUUGGAACAGCGUGAAGUCAUUGGUACAAGGAGCGAUUGAGGGCGCCAUAUCGACCUAUCCAUCUUAUAGCAUAGUCUCAACCGGCCACAGCUUGGGUGGUGCAUUGGCUACCUUGGCCGCCGCAGACCUCAGAAAUUCUGGAUAUGAUAUCGCGCUGUACACUUAUGGCUCUCCUAUGGUUGGAAAUCUGGCGCUUGCAACCUUCAUUACCUCGCAAACUGGUGGCAACUACCGUGUGACACAUGCAAAUGACAUUGUGCCUAAACUACCUUCCUAUGCCUUGACCUUCGCACAUGUCUCGCCGGAAUACUGGAUUAACGCGCCUACUGGAGUCACGGUCACGGCAGGUGUUGUCCAAGUGAGUUCUGGUGAGAUAGACUUGCAGGGAGACGAAGGCCAGCUAGGCGGCACUGUGACCGACCAUCUCUGGUACUUCAACUCGAUCUCGGCGUGUAGUCCUAUCUGAAGUUCAUAAUGAAAAGUGUAUAUAUCAAAUACUUGACGCAAUGGGCAUGAUGGCCGAC